CAAUAUAUUCAAUCAUGCUUUUGUUAGCCUUCACCUUCAUUGGCCUCAUUCAUUCUGGCUUCAGUCAGUGUGAGGAUGGCUGGCGGCCGUACGAGGAGAGAUGCUACUUCUUCUCUUCUGACAUGAAGUCAUGGCACGAUGCUCUGGAGGAUUGUGUCAGUAAAGGAAGUAAUCUGAUGAGCAUCCAGGACAUUCAUGAGCGGACGUGGGUCCGAACGCAGAUCAGCACCUCCAUCUUCUGGAUCGGACUGAAUGACGUGGCGUCCGAGGGGAACUGGGAAUGGAGUGAUGGGACUGUUUUCUAUCCCUACCUCUCGUAUUGGAAGGAGGGUCAGCCGGACAACUGGGCAGAUAAUGAGGAUUGUGGGCAGGUUCUGGGAGCCAAUGAAGGCAGAUGGAACGAUGAAACCUGCUCAGCCAGACGGCAGUAUAUCUGUAAACGAUCAAACCCGAACCCAGCUCCGGUCUGCGACUCUGUGAACGGCUGGCAGGGCUUCGGCUCUAACUGCUAUAAGAGAAGGGCAGGUGUCCGGAAGAGCUGGGCGGCAGCUCGCAGUGACUGUGUCCGAGAAGGAGGAGACCUGGUGUCAAUCACAUCUUCUGAAGAGGAGCAGUAUGUCACAAGCCGUCUGGACGCGUCCGCCUUUGACCUCUGGAUUGGCUUUUCCACAAUGAAAUGCACAACUUUAUCCUGUCAAAUACAACCAAAUGCCACGACCUUCUCCUGGUCUGAUGCGAGUGCAUCCACAUACACAAACUGGCCGGCCGGACAGCCUGAUCUCACUGACAAAGCCAACGGUGUGUGUACUGCUAUGAUAAAAGAAUCAGGAGAGGAUUAUGGGAAAUGGAGAACACACGUCUGUCGUUAUGAGCGACCUUACAUGUGCAAGAAAGCUUUGAAUACCAUUUGUCCUUCUGGAUGGUUGAGUUACUCAGGAAACUGUUAUUGGGUGGUCAGUAACCAGAAUCUCCUGACCAGCUGGUAUCUGGCUCAGACCAAGUGCUUUGACAUGGGAGCAAACCUAGUAACCAUCAAAAAUGAAGGGGAGCAGUUCUUCAUUAAUGCACAGUUGCCUGAUUUUCACCAAACAGAUGUUCCUGAUCUGUGGAUUGGCAUUUCAGAUAAGGACCAAGAUGGCACAUUUAGGUGGGUGGACAAAACUGCAGUUGAGUUUUCAAACUGGAGCCCAAAUUUUCCUCAGAACUCAGCAAACCAGUGGGACUGUGGUCAGAUUUACACCGGAAACUAUGCUGGAAAAUGGGAAACCACCAACUGCUUUAAAAACCUGGGAUAUAUUUGCAAGAUGCCUGGAGGACAGAAUGUGAAGCCCACAGCGGCUCCAGACUCACACUGUGAUGAAGGCUAUCUGCUCUUCGGUGAACACUGCUAUCACUUUGAGACUGAAACAGUCAAGAAAUGGCAGGAUGCAGAGAAUUACUGUGUGGCUCAGAAUGGACACCUGGUCAGCAUCCACAACCAGGAGACCGUCAGCUUUCUGACAGCCCACAUGAGCAGAUCUUCCUGGGUGGGUCUUAAUGACAUCAACAGAGAGGGAACGUUUGUAUGGACCGAUGGAACUCAAGCAGACUUCCUUCCCUGGGAGACAAACCAGCCGGACGACUGGCAGAAUAAUGAAGACUGCGUUCACAUUCGUGGAACCGAGCACCAGGACACGGGAAAAUUCAACGACCUGCCCUGCACAUCCACUUACCCCUUUAUCUGCCAGAAAGCAAAGGGUCAAGGGCCACCGCCUCCCCCAACAUCUGGUCCAGGUUGGAAUGCAAAGUGCGGCUCCUGGGUUGGUGACCCGUUUAAUGAUUACUGCUACCUGUUUAUUACUCUGUCCAUGAGGAAGUGGGCCGACGCUCGUGCGGAUUGCAUGAAUCAGGGUGGAGAUCUCGUCAGCAUCACUGAGCCGUUUGAACAAGGUUUCAUCCAAGCUCAAAUCCAGUCUGUUCCCGUGGGCGUCUCUCUGUGGAUGGGAGCGCAUGACUCCAUCACCGAGGGAGGCUGGACAUGGACGGACGGUUCUCCAUUCCGCUAUAUAAACUGGGCUUCAGGAAACCCUGAUGAUUAUUAUAAUGAAGACUGCCUGUCCAUUUUAAUCAACUCUGGAGCGUGGAACGACGAUGAAUGUGAGAACAAGAGAGGAUAUAUCUGCAAGCGUCGCGGGAACACACCCGAGCCUCCUCCGCCGCAUGAUGGUUUCUACACAACAUACGCAUGUCAAGACUCAAGCUUGGUCCUUCACUGCCCCCAGAACAGCGUCAUCAACAUCCAGUCAGCUUUUUACGGGCGCCGCAGUGACAAGAUCUGUCCGUUUGGAGACGGAGCCUCUGGUGUGUGCACUGUUGAGGGUACGCUGGCUUUGGCCAGGAAGAACUGCGAUAACAGAGAGUUCUGUUUCCUCUUCGCGCGCACCGAAUCUGAUCCCUGCCCCACUGUCUCCAAAUACCUGGAGGUGGUCUUCAGCUGCGAGCAGAAUGUGUGUGUGAGAGGGCUGGGUGUAGAGGACGGAAACAUCACUAAUUCAAUGCUCUCAGCAUCAUCGUCUCUCAGUGGAAAAGGACCAGAUAAAGCUCGACUGAAAGGGAACUCGUGCUGGAUGCCCUCCACCUCUGCAAACUCUUGGAUUCAGGUGAAUGUGGGUCAGCUGAAGAAGAUCACAGGGGUUGUCAUUCAGGGCUGCCCAUCUUCAGAUCACUGGAUCACUAAAUUUAAGAUCCAGACCAGUACAGAUGGCCUGUCCUGGAAAGACUACAGCAACGAUGGAGGGGAGUAUCCAGGUUCUGUGGACAGGACGUCUCCAGAGACACGUUUGUUGGGGACACCGAUCUCAGCGCAGUAUGUUCGUGUUCUUCCGCUGGAGUGGAAUGGUCAAGCAGGGCUGCGACUGGACAUUUUGGGCUGCUUACCGGACUAUGCUGUGACUUGCAGUGCAAAACCCAACCUGGACCACUCUGUAGACAGAAUGACGGUUCAUUGUCCUGCUGGUUGUGCCAGUGAGGCGUACUCUUUGUACGGGACAGACAUGUAUCGUGGGGACUCUACUAUCUGUGCCGCUGCGAUUCACGCUGGAGUGGUUCUCAAUGACAUUGGAGGAGACUGCACUCUUCUCAAAGCUGAGGGUCAGAACUUUUACAGCGGAUCCACCAGAAACGGCAUCGUGUCCAGACAGUUUGAUGGGCUCUACUCCGUGUCAUACCACUUUACUGACGGAGAGCUGAGGUGUUCUGGUCCAGACUGGUAUGAGUUUGGAGAGUUCUGCUAUAAGCCGUUUGAGGAGAAGAAGACGUGGCACAGCGCAAGAACAUCCUGCAGGCAGUUAGGAGCCGAUCUGGUGUCGAUUCUGUCCAUGACAGAACAGAGCUGGCUGGAGAGUUACCUGUACCAGGCCACCAAUGACGUGUGGAUCGGUCUGAAUGAUCUGGGCUUCUCAGGUUUGUUCUCGUGGUCAGAUCAUCAUGAGGUCACGUUCACAUACUGGGCUCCCGGAGAACCCAACAACCACCUGGGCUUCAGUGAGGACUGUGUGGAGAUGUUCCAUCAGACGGGCCGAUGGAACGACGUCACCUGCACGGAGCUAAACACCUAUGUCUGUAAGAUGCCCAAAGGUCACUAUCCUCUGCCCUCCAUCCAGCCCACCAUCUACGGCUGUCCUCAGGGCUGGGAAGUUUUUGAGUAUUCUUGCUAUUGGUUUGAAGAAGCUGCUAGAAGUCGUGAGGAAGCCAAAGCGUUCUGUGAGAGUCAGAGCAGCACUCUGCUGCAUAUCAUGGACUUGUACGAACAAGCUCACUUCACAGCUCUGAUGAGCCGGUACUCCGGCGACUGGUGGAUCGGGCUGCGGGCGAGAGGAGGGGUGGCAGGUGUCGACUAUUACUGGGACAAUGACGCUUUAAUAACUUACACCAACUGGGGCCGCAACGAGCCAAAUAAUCACGCUGGAUCCUGUGUCACGAUGUCGACCAGCCCGCUGGCAGGAUUCUGGAAUAACAAACAGUGUGAAGAAUCAUUCCCGUUUGUGUGUGAAGCUCCUCGUAACGGCAUCUCUCCACCGACUCGAGCUCCGACACUGCCUCCGGUGACCGGGUGCGAGAGCGGCUGGGGCGGACAGCCUCACUUCAGAAACUGCUACAAGCUGUUCACAGUAGACUUUGCCCAGAAGAAGAGCUGGCAGGCGGCUAGAGAAGACUGCCUCGCCCGUGGCGCCAAUCUGCUCAGCAUCCACAGUCCAGAGGAGGAACUUUUCCUGUCCAGCUUCUCAAAGGGAAAGACCAAGUGGAUCGGACUGAGCGUCAACCCAGUAGAGGGAGGUUACCACUGGAGCGACGGGACACCGGUCAGUCACACAAACUGGGGCCACGGUGAACCAAAUAAUCACAAUGGUCGAGAAAACUGUGUGGAGAUGGUGACCACUGAAAACGGGACAUCCUGGUGGAACGACCUGAACUGUGAUGCCCACCAGGACUGGAUUUGCAUGAUUGCUAAAGGAAAGAAACCCAUUAUACCUCCAGCGCCUCCGUCCCCUGAACCAGCUCCUGAGUGCGGAUCGAACCCUGGCUGGAGGAAGAACAAUGGCAUCUGUUAUUACUAUAAUGACACAGAUAUUGUGGACUUUCACAUGGCUCUUGUGAGGUGUUACGAAGAGAAAGCUCAGCUGCUGUCCAUCGCUGAUGAAGCCGAGCAGUCUUUCGUGGUCAGCCUGGUGGGCACCGGUCAAGCGGCUGCGGCCUGGAUUGGAAUGAUAAUGUUUGGGGUUGCAGGAGGAGAGUAUCUGUGGGUCGAUCUCUCUCCGGUGACGUAUGUGCACUGGGGUCCUGGAGAACCCAACGAUGCAAACGGAGAAGAACAGUGUGUGCAGAUGAACAGACAUCCAGGUUCGUGGAAUGAUGCAAACUGUGGACGUGCCAGUGCUGGUUAUGUGUGUAAGAAAUAUCCAGGAAAUGACCACACACCGCCGCCUCCAACGGCACCAUGGGACGGAAACUGCCCCGAGGGUUGGAUGAAAUUCCGCAGCAAAUGCUACAUUUUCAAAGGAAACCACUAUCAUCAGACUGAGAUCAAGGCGAACUGGACUUACGCACGAGAUUGGUGCCGAAAGCAGAAGGGAGAUCUGGCCAUCAUCGAUGAUCAGAAUGAAAACGAUUUUGUGGCUAGUUAUCUCAGGGAUCUGGUUGUACCCGUUUGGAUUGGUUUAUCUGAUACGCUUCAUGAAGGGAAGUUUGCGUGGAGUGAUGGAGUCAGUCCUGUCUUAUACACUAACUGGGCCGAUAAAGAGCCAAACAAUGCUGAUGGCAAGGAGCAUUGUACUUCAAUCUCCCAUAAUCACCUGGUCACGGGCCGCUGGAACGAUGAGAACUGUGACCACCAGCGAGGAUGGGUGUGCUCUAAGAAGAAAUCGAGCAGCAUUCCUGUCCCGCCGCCCACCAGCACCCCGUGUCCGUCUGGAUACAUCACCUGGUACAGCAGCUGCUAUAAGCUGGUUUCAGAGCCCAAGACCUGGGAAGAAGCUCAGCAGGCCUGUGUGAAGGAGGGAGGGAACCUGGCCAGUGUGGACAUGAGCUACGACCAGGCCUUCAUCUCCGCAGCUGUGCAGCAGGGCAAGACGGACGCCUGGAUCGGACUUCGUCGACUGGCUGGCAGCGAUUUGUACAAAUGGUCCGAUGGCUGGCCGGUGUUCUUCACGCACUGGGGCCCGGGGGAACCGACCAAUCACGAGGGAGAAGGGUGUGUCAGCAUGCAUGCGCCCUCACACUUCAUCCAGGGCACCUGGAACGACACGGCCUGCGCCGCUGCCAAGCCCUACAUCUGCAAAAUCACUAAAGAAAAGCCUCCAUCCACGCCGGCUCCUGGAGAUGGGAAGUGUUUGCCGGGCUGGUGGCCGUACGGACGUUACUGCUACUACGCAUAUAACGGAAAAGUGGGUUACUCGUGGCCAGAGGCGAGACACCUUUGCCAAGAGGUGAACGGAGGAGAAUUAGCCUCGAUUCACAGUCGAGCCGAGGUGGAGUUCAUCAGGAACAUCAACUACACCAAGUACCACAAUAUCUGGAUCGGCCUCACCAGAGACCGCUCAUAUGGCUGGGGCUGGACGGAUCUGACUUCUCUGGGCUUCACAAACUGGGCUCCAGGAGAACCCAAUGAAGCCAUUCAUGAUGGUGACGUGGGGAAAGAGAACUGCGUGGAGAUGUAUCACGACGGAACGUGGAACGACAACAACUGUGUGCAGAAGAGAGGCUUCGUGUGUCGACACCGGCAGUAUUACGUGACCGAUGAUAAUGGGAUCGUCAUCCCGACUGACCCGUCACCGAUGGAUGGAGGUCUGAUCGCUGGGGCUGUUAUUGGAGCGAUCGCAGGAGCCGCGCUGAUCCUGGCCAUGAUGUACUACAUCUUUAGAGUGAAGGGCGUAAAACCAGGAGAUAUCAGCUUCUUCAAACACGAAACCAAAAAUAUUGAUGUGCCCGCGUUCUCCAAUCCGAACUUCGCUGGAGAAUCUGACACAUGAACCGUGUGAGAUUCAUCUUCUUUUGUACAGGAACUAAAGCACUGAAGUAUCUUCAAUCAGCACUGAAACUUAAUCAUACAAGCAUCCUUCUACAGAUCUUUUGUUACUUUUUUAUAUUAAUAAAUAUGCACAAAUGCAUUGUUGUGGUAACGUUUAUUGUCUGUACAGUUGUUUCUUCAAUGAAUUUAAAAUAAAGAUAUUUACUAAACAGCAUUAUACAUUUUUUUAUAGCUUUGUGUGUGUGUGUGUGUGUGUGUGUGUGUGUGUGUGUGUGUGUGUGUUUUAAAGCGUGUCUUCUGUUUGGCAGCUAGUGGAAGCUGGGCUAAAAACACCCAAACUGCAUCUUUAGAAACGAUUUCAGAAAACACAGACGCUAUCAAACAUCGUAAGUCUCUGAACAAACGCUCACAUCUUGAGGAUGAAACGCUGACACUGAAAACAUCUCCAUGGCCCAACAUCAGUUCAGAUCUUUCCGGAUCUGAAAUGUAAAAGCCAGUAAUAACAGUAAAUUAAAUAGAAUAAUAAACAUGGCAAUCAAUAAAACGUUACAACAGACACAUCUCAUUCAAAAAUGAUCUCUCACAAUGAUCUUGUUUAACCCUUGUGCGACCCACACUGGCCCUUGUUUUGUCCUUUUCUGGUUAUUUUUUUUAUCAUUUUGCCUGUGUUAUUGCCAACUGCAUGAAUUUUGGCACGUGUGUAUUAUCAUGGGACUUUUA
This is a messenger RNA of Carassius carassius (crucian carp), 7225 nucleotides long. RefSeq names its product macrophage mannose receptor 1. NCBI's taxonomy places the organism in Eukaryota, Metazoa, Chordata, Actinopteri, Cypriniformes, Cyprinidae. Gene Ontology annotation, molecular function: carbohydrate binding; signaling receptor activity. The transcript is spliced from 50 exons. The coding region runs from base 15 to 6506 and encodes 2163 amino acids. The record is from RefSeq and is a predicted model, not a curated record.